GUGCGCUUGUGGUGAGAACUCUGCCGCUGGCUAUGUGGUUGUGGUGCUGCUAUGCUAUGCGACAGGGUUGUUUAACUGUCUAAAUUGCAAAGUGUGCACAUCUAAUUGGCAUUUGGCAAACACAAAGCAGCCAAAGCAAAAUAGUUGCCCAAAUGCUUUUGUUGACUUUCUGUGCGUGUGUAUGAGUGUGUGUUAGUGCGAGUGUGAGUUAGUGCCGUCUGACAGCCGCCACAAUUUACAGUCGCUGGACAACACUGGUUGCUGGUGAAUUCAAGCUGAUGUGGUGAAUUUCGUCUUUGUUGAGAAAAAAUGUCGACGCGAAAAGUAUUUUAAUCAUUAGUCAGAAAAGCCAGUGUAUGCAAAUUCUGGAUUUUGGCAAAUAUCAAAUCAAAUCAGAAACACGUUAAGGUGCACAACUGGAUACAUAGUGGCAAAAGCAAGGCACAAAUUAUGUAAAUGCAAUCAACUGCAAUUUAUGCACAAUUUCGGUUUGCCAGACUGCGACACGGUGGCGUUCCUGUCGACCACAAAGUGAAACUGCAGUGGGGAAAGUCGCACGCAGCAGCCCCGCACACAUACACACAAAGCGACAAUAAGAGCUAUAACAAGAAGAAGAAGAGUAAAGUAUGGACAAUUGCGAUCAGGACGCGGGCUUUCGUUUGGGUCCCAUCAAGGAGGAGGUCAAGCCGGACAUAUCGCAGCUGAAUGACAGCAACAACAGCAGCUUCUCGCCCAAGGCCGAGAGUCCGGUACCCUUUCUGCAGGCCAUGAACAUGGUCAACGUGCUGCCGGCCAGCAACAACAAUAAUAAUCAGAAUCAAUUGGCGCCGGCCGCCCAGCAGCAACAGCAACAGCAGCAGCAACAACAACAACAACAAUAUCCGCCAAAUCAUCCACUUAGCGGAUCGAAGCAUUUGUGCUCCAUUUGCGGAGAUCGGGCCAGUGGCAAGCACUAUGGCGUCUACAGCUGCGAGGGCUGUAAGGGCUUCUUCAAGCGCACAGUGCGCAAGGAUCUCGCAUAUGCUUGCCGCGAGAAUCGCAACUGUAUCAUUGAUAAGCGACAGCGUAAUCGCUGCCAAUAUUGCCGCUAUCAGAAGUGCCUGUCGUGCGGCAUGAAGCGCGAGGCUGUACAGGAGGAGCGACAGCGCGGCGCACGCACAUCCACGGGCCGCUUGGGUGCAGCUGGCGGCGGCGGCGGCGGCGGUGCUGCUGGCGGUGGCCUGGCUGCCGGCGGCGGCAUUGGUAUUGGCAGCUCCGGCGCCGGCGGCGUCGGCGGCACCAAUAGCACCUCCGAUGAUUUCAUGCCGAACAGUGUGUCCCGCGACUUUACCAUUGAGCGUCUACUGGAUGCGGAACAGCGUGCGGAGGCGCAUAGCGGCGAUCGGGCGCUAACGUUCCUGCGCGUCGGACCCAACUCGACGGUGCAGCCAGACUAUAAGGGUGCCGUCUCGGCGCUCUGCCAGGUGGUGAACAAACAGCUGUAUCAGAUGGUCGAAUAUGCGCGCCUUAUGCCGCACUUUGCCCAGCUGCCGCUGGACGAUCAGGUGAUACUGCUGAAGGCCGCCUGGAAUGAGCUGCUAAUUGCGAAUGUGGCCUGGUGCAGCAUCGAAUCGCUGGACGAUGCGCUAGCGGGGAUCGGGCAUGAUAGCGCCUUCGAGCGGCGAUCACCGGUGCUGCAGCCGCAGCAGCUGUUCCUCAACCAGAGUUUCUCGUAUCAUCGGAACAGCGCAAUCAAGGCGGGCGUGCACGCCAUCUUUGAUCGGAUACUGUCCGAGCUGAGUGUCAAGAUGAAGCGCUUGAAUUUGGAUAGACGCGAGCUGUCCUGCCUGAAGGCGAUCAUAUUGUAUAAUCCGGAUAUACGCGGCAUCAAGAAUCGCGCCGAUAUCGAGCUGUGCCGGGAGAAGGUCUACGCCUGCCUCGACGAGCACUGCCGCCUGGAGCAUCCCGGUGACGAUGGACGCUUCGCUCAGCUGUUGCUACGUCUGCCCGCAUUGCGUUCGAUUAGUCUCAAGUGCUUGGAUCAUCUGUUCUUCUUCCGCAUCAUCAGCGAUCGACCGUUGGAUGAGCUGUUUAUUGAACAGCUCGAAUCGCAGCCGCCGCCUGGCCUGAUUCUAAAUUCGGAGUGAAUUUCGAUAAGUUAUCGGAAACUGUUGCCUGUUAUCGAUAGAACGUAUCGAUUGCCGUUUAUCGUUGAUCGAUUGAUUGUUUCAUUGUGAUUGAGUUUGUUUGCAUUUCUCUGCCAACCCUGCUCCCUACCGCCCCCCCCCCCC
Messenger RNA from Drosophila virilis, 2270 nucleotides. It is a transcript of the gene usp, whose product is annotated as retinoid X receptor ultraspiracle. Gene Ontology annotation, molecular function: zinc ion binding; sequence-specific DNA binding; nuclear receptor activity. Gene Ontology annotation, cellular component: nucleus; chromatin. The record is from RefSeq and is a predicted model, not a curated record. Lineage: Eukaryota; Metazoa; Arthropoda; Insecta; Diptera; Drosophilidae. Gene Ontology annotation, biological process: regulation of DNA-templated transcription.